UUCUGCGCGCACACACACACCACCGUACGUGGUCACUCCUCCUUGCGUGUGCGUGCGCGCUCUCUCCUAUCGCGUGGUGGUGGUCAUCCAUAUUGCUGGUAGUGGAGGAGAUUACUUAGUAAUAUUAGAGGUUUACGGAGGCUUUUUAAUGUUUUAAUUUAAAGAGACCACUCUGCAUCUUAGACUGAAGGCUAUUUGGUCUAGGGGUGGAGUGGAGAGAGUAGAGACAAGAGGUUAUUCGCAGGAUACACGUUAUUUGUUGCUCGGUUGAAGGCGGAUUUGGGGGUAUCGUGUUGGUAAAAGGAGAAAUGGCCACUCAGGUGGAGGCUCUCCUGCCGAACAAUCCUCUGCUGAACACGGAGGACCGUGGGCACAAUAUUAAGCACGGUGAUGAUCGCUUGGAGAAGGGGCAGAAGCCGACAGCCGUUUUGGAGGAGGCGAGCGACGCCAAGGGAACCGAUGCGGAGUUGGGAGGGUGCACCACCAAGGAACAGAGUAUAAAGCAAGCGAAAGAAGAAAGCAACAACCUAGGGAAAGAGAAUUCGCCGGAAGGAUCGCCAAGUGACUCCAAAGAAGAUGUCAAAAAUAACAAAAAGGAGUUUACAGAGGCUCCGCCGCCCAAGGUGAACCCAUGGACUAAGAAAAUGAACCCCGUCACCGUGGUCGUCGCUGUAAACGGGCAGGCACAUCAGGAACCCACCGGUCCAGCAAAGGUGGUGAAGGCGGGGAACCCCCGUCCCCGAAAAGGAGCAAAGGUCGGUGAUUUCGGUGAUGCCAAUAACUGGCCGACUCCUGGAGAGAUUGCCUCAAAAGACCAACAGGCGGAGGUUAGCUCGAGCAGUGUGUGUGUUAAGGUCACUCGAGAGGCAGGCCCUGCCACCGGCCGGCCCACUGCACCGAAGAAAGUGACCGUGAAGAAGGAGAAGGAGAAACGAGAGAUCGAGGAGACCAAGGAGAAUCAGAAGACCAAAUCGGACGACUCUGGAGAGGAGAAGAACGGGGAUGAAGAGUCCCAGAAAAACGGACAGAAAAAGAAAGGCACCAAGCACAAGUGGGUUCCUCUGGUGAUUGAGGUGAAGUCUGAUGGCCCGCGAGAACGUUCGGCCUCCCGGAACAACACGCGCCAGAACGAUCCGCCACGCAUGCCCCCCAACAGCAGGAACGACCUCCGAGAUUGGCACAGCGGGAAGUACGAGCGGGAGUUCCGUGACGAUCAUGACGAGGUGUCGAGUGUGAAGAGUGAGGGUGCUCCGUUCCGGGCCGGGUUCCGAGGACGCGGUCGAGGCAGAGGGAGAGGACGAGGACGAGGACGAGGAGGAAGCAGAGGGCAUUACGACUAUCACUAUGGUUACAAGGCCUACGAAGGGAAAGAUGGCGCCUAUGGACCCAAAUUCAACAGCUCCGUUACCUAUUACUAUGACAACCUCAGCAGCCAAGACCUGUACUCUGUGGACCAGGACUUGCUGAAGGACUACAUCAAGAGGCAGAUUGAGUACUACUUCAGUGCGGAUAACCUGCAGAGGGACUUUUUCUUGCGGAGAAAGAUGGACGAGGGGGGCUGCCUGCCCAUCUCCCUCAUUGCCAGCUUCCACCGAGUCCAGGCUCUCACCACAGAUAUCAACCUGAUCUUCGAGGCUUUGAAAGACAGCAAAGAGGUUGAGAUCGUUGACAUGAAGAUGCGCUGUAAGGUGGAACCUGAGAAAUGGCCCCUGCCUGGCUUCGGGGGACCUGACCAGAACCAGACCGAUUUCUCCCAGCUCAUCAACUGUCCCGAGUUUGUGCCCAGACAGGCCGCGGAACCAGAGUCCAACUCCCCCCGCGCCUCCACCUCUGGUCAGUCCAGAGCUGAGGAUGUGAGUAACUUGAAGACCAUGCCCAAAGGUCUGUCCGCCAGUCUGCCCGACCUUGACUCGGAGUCCUGGAUCGAGGUGAAGAAGAGGCCUCGGCCGUCACCCGCCAGGCCUAAGACCCCUUCGUUGCAGAAGGUGGAGGAUAGCCUGAUCUCCACGGUGACCACCCCAACCGGCACCCCGAUGCCCAAGGACAAGGAGCCGGACGAGCCGGAGGAGCUGGACUUCAUGUUCGACGAGGAGAUGGAGCAGAUGGACGGCCGCCGCAACACCUUUACCGACUGGUCCGACGAGGACACGGACGGCGAAAUCGACGACCACGACGUCAACAAGAUCCUCAUCGUCACGCAGACGCCGCCGUACCUGCGCAAGCACCCCGGCGGAGACCGCACUGGCAACCACACCUCGCGCUCCAAACUCACCUCCGAGUUGGUCAAGGUCAUCAACGACGGCCUCUACUACUACGAGCAGGACCUGUGGGAUGACAUCAAUGAGCCAGAGUACGCCACCAUCAAGCUAGAGGUGGAGAACUUUAAGAAGGUUCACCUGAUCACCAAGGAGGAGUUUGACUGCCUGACCCCGGAGCCACCGGUCGACCCCGACCAGGAGGUUCCUCCUGGACCCCCCCGCCCUCAGCAGAUCCCCACUGACGCUCUGGCCAACAAGUUAUUUGGCGCCCCGGAGCCGUCCACGAUAGCCCGCUCCCUGCCCACCACCGUGCCUGACUCCCCCAACUACCGCAGCGGCCGCACCCCGCGCACCCCCAAAACACCGCGCCUCAAGGACCCCAUGCAGACGCCGCGCUUCUACCCCGUGGUCAAGGAGGGCCGGCCCGUGGACGCCAAGACCCCACGCAAGAGGAAGACUCGACACAGCUCCAACCCCCCAAUGGAGUGCCACGUCGGAUGGGUCAUGGACUCCAGGGAACACCGCUCACGUACUGCCUCAGUCAGCUCCAACGCCAGCCCCUCGGAGGGCACCCCUGCCCUGGGCAACUUCGGGUGCACCCCCCAGUCUCUGCCCAAGUUCCAGCACCCCUCCCACGAGCUGCUCAAGGAGAAUGGCUUCACACAACACGUCUACCACAAGUACCGCCGCCGCUGCCUCAACGAGAGGAAGCGUCUGGGCAUUGGUCAGUCCCAGGAGAUGAACACGCUGUUCCGGUUCUGGUCCUUCUUCCUGCGGGAUCACUUCAACAAAAAGAUGUACGAGGAGUUCAAGCAGCUGGUGGUGGAGGACAGCGCAGCUGGAUACCGGUACGGCCUGGAGUGUCUGUUCCGAUACUUCAGCUACGGUCUGGAGAGGAAGUUCCGGCCUGAUAUCUUCAGAGACUUCCAGGAGGAAACCAUGAAAGACUAUGAAGCUGGCCAGCUGUACGGACUGGAGAAGUUCUGGGCUUUCCUGAAGUACUCCAAGGCCAAGACCCUGGAGAUCGACCCGCGUCUGCAGGAGCAUCUGAGCACCUUCAAACGCCUGGAGGACUUCAGAGUGGACCCCCCGAUGGAGGAAGGCGGGAGGAAGAGGCACUCCUCCAGCGGAGACGGUCGCCGCCGCCACCCCUCCCAGCCCACUCACGCCCCCCUGCAGGUGGCCCGGCCGCCCUCCCAGGGCCCCCCCAGGGAUGAUGCCAAACCCAGCAGCCAGCGAAGCCUCGCCCUUGACGCCAAACCCCAGAAGUAGCCCCGCGGUCCCCAUGACUACGGCAAAAGCCCUCUCUACUUCCUGUGCCCCAACCACCCCCCCCCCCCCCGCCCGAGGAACACUGCCCGGCGCUGAGCAAGCAUGACAACAAACCAGACCACCGCUGACUUGGACAUGACCCACCGCUCCUGGCCACACAAUAUCAAAGCUCUUCCAUUUGAUUUUUAGCUUCAUUUUUUUUCUCACGUUUCCUCAACGUUUAAAAAUGAAAAAAAAAACGGCGUCAUGAUGGUGUUAAGGGCUGGAGAGACUGCUUUUAUUUUGUUUUGUUUUCUCCUCCCAACCCCCCCCCCCCCCCCACCCUCAACGUCUCAUCGGAGUUGUUUUGUUUUUAUUUUCCUGCUCUGGAAUUGGCUGGAUCUGCAGUUUUAGAUCGUUGGAUUGGCUGGAUUUAGAAGAGCCCGCCUUUCUUCCAGAGCUGUGCUGCGAGCGCACUCCUGAGACGGCCUCUCACUCUCUCCCCCUCUCUUUGUUUUUACCACUUCUUUUCUGGAAAGCCCAGUGGGAAUUCUUAAGUUGGAGUAAGAGAGAAACUUUUGUGUUGAACUGAAGAUUUGGGGGGGGGAGAAAAAAAAAAUACAAAAAAACAAAAACAAUUUGUGUUGAGUUGGAAUGUUAUGAAUUGAAAGACAAGCGAAAAGAAAACCAAACUGUUGAGUAGCAGUGGGGCAGGAUUUAAAUCUCUUUAUAUAUAUCGAUAUAUAUAUAACACACAAAAGGAGGGAAAAAAAAGACUGAAGACCCCCCUGUCUCCCGUCUCCUUUCUCUGAUCAAGCUGACUGAAAGUUGCCUUAUUUACUUCUAUGGUUUUCUGCUUACUUUGCGCCAGUCACCUUAAUGUUGAUGUACAGCAUUUACCCUGACGAUAUGCAACUGUGCGCACACACUCAUACACUAAUACACACACACACACACACACACACAC
Molecule: messenger RNA, 4476 nt
Organism: Clupea harengus (Atlantic herring)
Lineage: Eukaryota; Metazoa; Chordata; Actinopteri; Clupeiformes; Clupeidae
Gene: larp1
Product: La ribonucleoprotein 1, translational regulator
Biological process (GO): positive regulation of translation; mRNA stabilization
Cellular component (GO): cytosol; cytoplasmic stress granule
Molecular function (GO): RNA cap binding
Source: RefSeq, a predicted model, not a curated record